AUGGAAGUCACCAAUGAAAAUCCGGUGAAAGGAAUGAGGGAUUUGAAGAAAAUUGUCGAAGAAAAGUUGUCGAAUGGGUCAAUCGAGCGAAUGGAUGAACAACACCGAGACACCCAAAAGCGACAACUUUUGCACGAUGAUGAAAGUGAUCAGAAGCGACAGCGGAAGAGAAAGGACACUCGAGCGAUGAGACGAUCGAGGGAAAUGAAAAGAGAUGAGGAGAGACCGGUCGAUGUUGAUGAUGUCGAUGAGAAACGAUAUUCUGAUUACUCGAAGUCGUCACGCUCGAGGCAAACAAGCGCUCGCGAUUCGUCGGUGAGCCCAGUUGAAGCAGUUCUAUCAAAAAGAUCCAAUCAACUCCCUUGGGUUGAGAACGUUGAUGAUGAUGAGACUUUGGUGUUGCAUGGCCGGCAUCAACUCGACGAAAUGCUCAACCCAUUGGCGCCUUUGCAAAUCUCUGUACAAGUUGAUUUCACACACGACGAGGAUGAGCAAAAUGAGAACGAUGAAGAGGAAGGACUCGUGUUCAACUUAGCAAUACCACAAUCAACUCUACCCCCCGGUGAAUCAAUUGAUCAUUUGCCACCAAACACUCUUGAUAAUGGGGACGCCGAUGGGGAAAGUGAUCGAGAAUUCCGAAAGAAACGCAAGAAGAACAAGAGACGAAGACUGUAUUCGGGCAGCAUCGGCUCUGGAGGUUGGCGAGGUCGUGCAGUGAGCGGUCGAUGGGGAGGAUUGGUACCACCAGAAAAUGUUCACACGAAUGAUUGGCGUGAUAUGAUCACUCUAGCCGAUGCCUCACCGAACACUGCCGGUUCUGGGAAUCGAGGCGUUCAUCAGGAGAGCCUUCCCAAAAAGCCAACGAGCGAGGGCGAGGCUCAACAUACAGUGCCAGCUGGUGGAAUAGCCGCUAUCCAACACUGGCGAUGGAGUGGAUCGGAUUUGUCCCUCCAACGACAGCACUGGAUCACGGAGACGUUUCUGCGACGAGAGUGCGCCAAGUUUUUACCCACGAAUAAGGACCCUGGAAAGUGUGGUUGUGGUCGUCUCCAAUCGGAUCACUAUGAUCUGGCACACUUGACCUCAACUUUUCUCUCGUGUCCAACCGAUUACACUGAUAAAGGGAUUUUGCGAGAAGAAGAUGAAGAGGAAUCAAUUGAGAAAACCCCAAAAGUUGAGCAAAAGUCGCAACCGGCGAGCAGAAAGCAACGCGGCUCCGGAGAGAGAUGGAGCAUCAAGAAGCACACGAUGUGCCUGCCAACGAACGCUUUUGGACAAAUCGAGUUUCAAGGCGCCGCUCAUCCGUAUCGAGCUCAAUACGUGCGUCUCUCGUUUGACACCGAUCCGGCGAAUAUUAUGGGUCUUUUUGAGCAAGUUUGGGGCAUUCAGCCACCAAAAUUGAUCAUCACCGUGCACGGGGGAGUCUCGAAUUUCGAUUUACAACAAAAACUAGCACGAGUCUUCCGAAAAGGUUUAUUGAAAGCAGCAAAAACAACUGGAGCUUGGAUUAUCACUAGUGGAGUCGAUUGUGGAGUGGUUAGACAAGUAGCUGCUGCACUAGAGGGUUCUGGCUCAAGCUCGAGAUCAAAAAUCGUGACUAUUGGGAUCACGUCAUGGGGAUUGUUGAAAAAGAGAGAGGAUCUACUGGGAAAGGAUAUUGUUGUUCCCUAUCAUCCGCACUCAUUCCACGCAAGAUCGAGAACAGCUGUUCUCAACAAUCGACACUCCUAUUUUCUACUUGUUGAUAAUGGCACCGUUGGUCGGUAUGGAGCUGACGUCAUAUUGCGACGUCGUCUUGAAAUGUACAUUGCGCAGAAGCAGAAAAUCUUUGGUGGCACUCGAUCGGUCCCUGUUGUUUCAGUGGUUCUUGAGGGUGGCGCGUGCACGAUUCGCACGGUGCUUGACUAUGUAACGAAUGUUCCCCGAGUGCCAGUUGUAAUCUGUGAUGGAUCAGGACGAGCCUCGGAUCUUCUAGCCUUUGCUCAUCAACAUGUUCUGGAGGAUGGAUCCUUUGCUGAACAUGUCCGACUUCAACUCCUCUCACUAAUUCAACGAACUUUCGCCUUCGAUGAGCGAUCAGCUGAGAAAGUUCUGCGUGAGUUGAGUAUCUGUGCACAGCAAAAGGAUUUGAUUACGGUAUUCCGACUAGGAGAAAAAGGCGGAAAACACGAUGUAGACUACGCGAUUUUAACAGCACUGCUGAAAGGACAGAACUUGUCGGGACCUGAUCAAUUGGCUUUGGCGCUAGCCUGGAAUCGAGUCGAUAUUGCAAAGAGUGACAUCUUUGGAGUCGAGCAGCAACAUGCCUGGUCUCAAGCGGCUCUACACAACGCAAUGAUGGAGGCGCUCAUUCACGACCGGGUCGAUUUCGUGCGUUUGUUGAUCGAGAACGGUGUAAGCAUGCACAAAUUUCUGAACAUCGGCCGACUGGAGGAGCUCUACAAUACGGACAAAGGCCCACCCAAUACCCUCUACUACAUUGUGAGAGACGUAGUGAAGAUGAGAUCCGGAUAUCAUUUCAAAUUACCCCAUAUCGGGAUGGCGAUCGAGAAACUGAUGGGAAACGCCUAUCGAUCAAAUUACACAAGUCACGAGUUUCGCCAAAAAUACAACGCUUUUUUAAAGAAGUUCAGGACCAGACGUCGUCCCGUGCCGGCCACCAAGACUCGAGUUGGGAGUGGAGGAAUGUCUCGACAAGCCACUGAGCCCGUUCUGCAAAUACCGAAAAUGCAAAGUCACAUCACAGGCCGUCUGAUGCCCGUGACAAUGGCAAGCGCUGAGCAACAACUUUCUGAGAACAUGAUGUCAGCCUUAUCUGGCAGUCGAGCUUUAUCAAAUCACAUCUUGUGGAGGAGUGCUUUCAGAAAUCUCAACUCAAUGACUAUGCGACCGCCGAAUCUCAAUGAGAACAAAGAACAAAUCGUUGAUGAUGACGAUAUGUCCACCUCUGGGUUCGGAUCUGAUCACCGCGGAAUGUCGGAAUUCGAAUUUCGUUACCCGUUUUCCGAGCUUCUUCUCUGGGCCGUCCUCACAAAACGACAAGAAAUGGCACUUUGCAUGUGGGAACACGGAGAGGAAGCACUAGCAAAGGCUCUGGUGGCUUGCCGUUUAUACAAAAGCUUGGCGAAAGAAGCCGCCGAGGACUAUCUGGAAGUGGAGAUUUGCGAGGAGCUGAGGAAAUAUGCUGAGGAGUUUCGCAUGAUGUCUCUGGAGCUGCUCGACCACGUUUACACCCAGGACGACGCCGUUGCUUUGCAGCUCUUAACCUACGAGUUGAAGCAAUGGGGAAACGAAACGUGUCUCUCGCUUGCUGUCAUCGUCAACAACAAGCAUUUCCUUGCGCAUCCAUGCUGUCAAAUUUUGCUCGCCGAUCUCUGGCAUGGUGGCUUAAGGAUCAGGAGCCACUCAAACGCAAAAGUGCUCGUCGGUCUCCUUCUGCCAUUCACCAUUCCAGCGCUGGAGUUCAAGACAAGAGAAGAGCUCCUCUUGCAGCCGCAAACCGCUGCUGAGCACGAGCAAGACAUCAAUGACACCUCAUCAUCCUCUUCAUCUUCUUCAUCUGAUGAAUCAUCAACCACUUCUUUCUCUGAUUCCGAUGAUGAUGCGGAUAAUCUUGGCGCUGGGCGACGCACUUCACACAGCAGUAUGCAAUCGUUGAACACUCUCAACACAAUCGGAUUAAGCAGUUUCUUCCAUCGAAGUCGAAAACGCGCAAAUCGGGUCAAAGAAAAGGCCUCCGAGGAUAACACAGUGGCCACGAUUGAAGCCGGUUUACAUAAAAGUACAGGCGCCUCUUCGACUGCUUCUCCUCAAACGCGAAAACGGCAACCGAAAUGGCCGAAUCAAAACGGCACUUUAGUAAAUGGAUACGGUAGUGCUCCUGAUGUCCGUCGCCGAAAGAACUCACUCUCAUCUGAAGAUGGCGAUUUCCCGGCAAAGCACAAUUUCAGGAAUUUAAUCCCAAGCAAUCUACAAAGAAUGAAGAAAAUCAAAUUUCGUCGACGUUUCUACGAGUUCUACGCGGCGCCAAUCACCACUUUUUGGUCGUGGGCGAUCGCCUUUUGCUUGUUCUUGAUGUGUUUCACCUAUGUGCUUUUGAUCAAAACCCCAGCGCAUCCAUCUCUAUGGGAGUGGCUCCUAUUCGCUUAUGUGGUUUGUUUCGGAAUGGAGCAUACGAGAAAGUUCAUGAUGACCGAUAUGGCUCCGUUUUCUCAAAAGCUCAAAUAUUUCUUUUUCAACUAUUGGAAUACGGUGACAGCGCUGGCGAUCGUUUGCUUUUUUGUCGGAUUUGGCUUACGCGUUUUUGGAAUCUUGAACUGGGGUCGGGUGAUCUUAGCCUGUGACAGUGUGCUGUGGAUCAUGAAAACCCUUGACUACAUGAGCGUUCAUCCUAGACUCGGACCGUAUAUCACGAUGGCUGGAAAAAUGGUGCUUUCCAUGUCUUACAUCAUCGUCAUGCUCUGUGUAGCGUUGUUGGCUUUCGGUUUAGCUCGUCAAUCGAUCACUUACCCCAAUGAGGAAUGGCAUCCACUAUUGUUAAGAAACAUCUUCUUAAAACCCUAUUUCAUGCUUUACGGUGAGGUGUACGCGGAUGAGAUCGAUCAAUGCGGGGAUGACGCCUGGGAUCAACACCUGGAAGAGGGGAAACCCUUGCGCUUCUACACCUCGAAUCACACGACAAAUCCGAACUGUGUAGCCGGCCAUUGGAUCCCGCCAAUCCUCAUGACCUUUUUCCUCCUUGUCGCCAAUAUUCUUCUCAUGAGCAUGCUGAUCGCCAUUUUCAACCAUAUUUUCGAUCAAACUGAAGAGUUUUCCCAGCAGAUUUGGCUUUUUCAACGUUAUCGACAGGUGAUGGAGUACGAGUCGACUCCAUUCUUUCCACCGCCGCUCACUUUCAUCUGGCACAUUUACAUGCUCAUCAAGUACAUUCGAUGGAGGUGCCGAAAGCGCAAUCCGAAUGAUGAAAGGGCUUUGGAUGUAUUCGAUUUCUCGCUUAAGCUAUUCUUAUCAGAAGAUCAAGUCGAAAAGCUGCAUGAUUUUGAAGAGGAUUGCAUGGAGGAGUUGGGACGGAAGAAAGAACACGAGAGGAACACAAGCAGUGAGCAAAGGAUAUUGAGAACGGCUGAGAGAACCGAUCUGAUGAUGGCUAGACUCAACGAUUUGACCUCAAAAGAGUCAAUGCUAAGAGGUGAUCUGCAGGGAAUGGAGAAUCGCUUGGAGUUGAUUGAAACGAGACAGGUAGAGAUCCUUGACGCUGUCCGACAACUCACUCAAACGCUCCCCUUCUUCUUGCAAAUGCAAACCGGAGCGAUUCGCACGAAUCUCUCACCGGCUCCGUCCAUUAUACUACAAGGCCCGCGAGAGCAAAGCAUUGAAGAGCCUGCUCACUCAGCUCCAUGCUUUGGUCAAAUCACCUCACAGCUAUCGCUCACCGAUGCCCCAACCCGGCCUCGACAAAGAACCUCAACCAUUUGUGGUCCCGAUGCAAUCCAGGAUCCGAUCCUUCUCUCCCCUAGCGGCAACAACCUCGACCCAUUGCGCGUUGGCUCACUGACGAACCUCGCCGGGCCAACACAGGCAAUCCUUGCACACAGCGGAUCAAUCGUUUUGCCAAGAAGGGAUACAAUCAGUAUGUCAUUCCGUCGCCGACACCACGAGGAGUACACAACGAUCACUGACGCGAUAUCGCUUGCAGCUGCUGAUGGACGGAGUGUCGAGAGGAGAGACACCGAUGAUGAGACAAUCGGCGGACUUCUCAGUGACGAGGAGCCAAAUUCAAUCGUCUUGCCAAAGAAAAAGUCGAAAGUGUCAAGCGUUUUACCGCCAGCUGUUGAUGAGGCUGUGGUACGGGAAGAGGAAGCGAUGGCCGACUGUGAGUUGACUGAGGUGGAGAAAGACGAAGAAGUUGAGAGAUUGAGGGGAAAUGGCGAUUUGAGCAACACGAGGAGCAGUGAUGAUGGAGAGGGUCUCACUUUCAUCGUGAACUCUUCCUCACUCAAUCGUCUCCAUCAAUCCACUCCCACUCCACCCGAGCCCCAUCCCAGCCCAGAGCUUGCCCGAUCUCGUGGCUCAACUCCAGCUCGAAGCAUUUUCCGACAUCAUACUAUCGAC
This is a messenger RNA of Mesorhabditis belari, 6111 nucleotides long. The record is from the annotation of a GenBank genome assembly. Lineage: Eukaryota; Metazoa; Nematoda; Chromadorea; Rhabditida; Rhabditidae.